UAGUGUCAACACCUCUUGCGUUCAACUUUUCCAGAUUCUCCUUCAAAAAUGGCGAAACAAACUGAGAUCACAGAAGAACAGCUGAAAAUUCAACACAUGAAACAACUCAGUGUCGAUGAACUGAAGAUGUUAUUGGAGAUAAAUGAAGAAAUUCUUUCCAGCGAGAACGAAGAUGAGAACGCCAAAACCAAGGCAAAAAUUGAAAUACACGAUUUGAAACAAGAACUGAAUUCUCGGGAAUUUUUGGAAGAUUUGAAAGAAACAUUCGCUUGGGCUUCAGCCAAUGAAAAAGUUAUCAGUGGUUCUAUCGGCACUCAAGCAAUAGAAGCGAAGAUCAAAUAUUUACAAUUAUCUAAUCAGUUAUAAGUUUUUUAAUUGAGUUGGUGUUCACACCCGUAUUCAUACCCCAAUUGCAUUUUUAUUAUAUUCAGUUAGUUCUUAAGUGUAGCUUGAAAAUGUUCAUAACACUCACUCGACAAUUGAGAAUGGCAAAUGGAGAAGAUGCAGUUGGUACAAGAAGGAAGAUGUCCAUGUUCGAUAGGAUCUAAAGUUUUUUUCAUUCAAUUUAGUUUUAGUUUAAAAAUAUUCAUUGUAUUAUUUUACA
This is a messenger RNA of Leptinotarsa decemlineata (Colorado potato beetle), 604 nucleotides long. RefSeq lists its product as uncharacterized. The record is from RefSeq and is a predicted model, not a curated record. NCBI's taxonomy places the organism in Eukaryota, Metazoa, Arthropoda, Insecta, Coleoptera, Chrysomelidae.